Messenger RNA from Chilo suppressalis (striped riceborer), 537 nucleotides. Lineage: Eukaryota; Metazoa; Arthropoda; Insecta; Lepidoptera; Crambidae. The record is from the annotation of a GenBank genome assembly.
AUGUCGGCCUGUAAAAGAGUCCAGCAAUGGGCCACUUUUGCCCGCACCUGGCACAUAUUCGAUUGCAAAUGGCAAGAUCCCUAUCAAUCUGCUGGAGUUAUAAAGAAAUAUCUGAUGGGUAUGCACAAACCCAUAUACCAUCCAUUGAACGACUGCGGGGAUGUGGUGGUUUGUAUCAAUAGCAGAGAAAUUGCUUUACGCGGUGAAGACUGGAGAAGACGGGCUUACUUUCAUCAUACUGGUUAUCCUGGAGGUGCAAGCUGGACUUUGGCUUGGGAAUUACACAACAAGGAUCCAACUAUGAUAAUUAGAAAAGCAGUAUACAGAGCCAUGCAGGGUAAUCUUCAAAGGCGCCAUACAAUGGAGAGACUGUUCAUCUAUCCUGGUGAAGACAUCCCUGAGGAUGUUCUACAAAAUGUCACUAACCAGAUCAGACAACUCCGACUAGUGCCAACGAGGCUUGACCACAUCCCUGAAGAGGAAGUUAAGAAUUAUCCAAAAGUUAUGGACUACCCAGAGGAUUAUAUAUUGAAAUAA